ACAUUAUUUUUUAAAUGUUUGCGUUUGAAAAUAAUUGGCGGACUACAUAGUCAUUGUACUCGAUCGUAGAUGUACGAGUACCUAGACAGCAAGAGGCAAGACUACUACAUGACUUUGUAGUACUACUACUAGUACUAGUUCAUUCAGUAACACUCACUGGAGCAGUGCAUAGCCUGGUGUUGGCCAUUAGGUAUUUCUGGUAUUUGCAGAUCACUUGUAUGGAGUCGACCCUGGUAGUUACAUAGAGGAGAGUCGUGUUUUGCUAAUCGGUUGACGUUCGUUAGCUAGCGGUGUUUUGAUCUUACUCGUACAAACUACCCCAGCGUAGCGUGCACUGUGACGAGCAAGCUGUUCAGUGUACUGGACAGUCAUAUGGAAGAACCAUACAAGGUCACUGAGAUAGCUCGCCACAGCUAGUCACUAUGGACGCUAAAGCCCUCGCUGACCAUCUAACCAACUUUUACUCUGGAAAGACAGCAGCACGUCGACUCGCCGAUGAUGAAGUUGCGGCAAACGUCAUGUGCAGGGUGUCCAUGGUACAAAGUGGUACUGUGCCGACAAGGCUGAGUGAGGCAUCAGGACGGCGCACGGCGUUCGUUGCCGGCCGAGAUACUGCCUGCCGCGUUCUGCCAUGCAAGUCACCGUAUGAUGUCCUGCUCGCCCUCGGUCUAACACGCGAGUUCAUCACCCUCAAGUGCGAGGUGGACAAGAAUGAUGCAUGGCUGUUGCUCUUCCAGGCCAAGAUUGUCGAAUGCGAUAACAGUCAUGGUGCUGCUCUUGCCCAGGCUAAUCAACAAGACGUGCCCGAUGACAAACCCGCGGACGCUCACUUGCCGAAGGGCGUGCCAGCAACGUGGAGCGGUAUCGUGGAGCUUUGCCGCCAGUUCUACCCCGGUGCCGUGCCUGACGUGAUGCGGCAUCUGAGCGAGUUCCGUGCGCGCUCAGUUGCCGAUUACGAGAAGGCCCACGGCGUGAAUUUUCUCUCAAUAAAACGAUCGCCCAGCCAGUUAAUGGACUAUAGCAGAUUCAUGGCACUUGCAGCUCCUCGCUCGGCCUGGCAAACGCGUCUUUUUCUCUACUGUGAAUUACGCCUCUUGGAGCUCUUUACUGGUCAAGGGUUUACGAAGAAUGAGUCGGAUGCUGUCACAGUGGGAAAUGAAGACCAUUGGCCGUGUCUCCGAGAAUGCGUGUGUGAAAAUGCCGAGCUGGCCACACAGCUGAGCUCCGGUACGGCAUCUCUCAUCAAACUGCAAGUAGUACUGCCGGAUGAACUGCAGUAGUAAUUAUUACAAUGGUGAUGUUUGUUUCAAAAGGGUUUGCUCCCUACACUGGAGCUCAUGCUACUAGUAUGUGUUUGUUUGUUUGUUUAGCUUCAUUUUCUUUCACCAUAGGCACAGGAGAAAUGCCUUCUCACUGGGCGUAUUGCCACAGUUCUCGCAAAAUGAUGGAGAUUUUUUUUUAUGUUCACCUUGAAGUUGAUUUUGAAGCAGUGAACUCACUUGAUCGUCGUAUCAUUAUUGAAGGAGCCAGGUCAGUUGGUAUGAUGUGAUGGCAUCUUUGGGCUAAGUUAAUUUAUAGUAAAGAAAGGGACCAAGGAAGUACGUUGUAUUUCUCGCCGGCCGAGCGCAGCGAGAUAGGCGAGAACUGAUUUCUCGCGAAAUAUUUUCAGUUGCAAAUAUGGCAUCUGGUGUGUUCUUUAUUGUCGCUUCUUUUCCUGACUUCUUCUGUCAGUUUUGAGUCUUACCAGUGUCCCUGCCCUCCCACACUUCAUUUAUGUGCAUAUUAUCAUUGCUUUUUAUCACUUUUUGCCAUGAUGUGCUUACCAUGCCUACAUGAUGCCUAAUCGCCAUUGGGGAUAUAUACCCGGUUUUUAUCCCUCACAACUGUGUACGUCGGCGCGAGGGUUUUUUCCCGGCUGGCUCGGUCCAGAAAAAUUAAUCUGACGGUCCCAAGCGGUUCUGCAUCAUGGCCUCUUUUUGCUAUCCACUGGCAUGCCUAUUCUAUCUGAGACACUCUGUUCUCAGUCCUUGCUUCCAUACCUCAUUCGCUAUCCGGUUCACAUCUGGCUGCGGCCAACUACCCUUCA
This is a messenger RNA of Sycon ciliatum, 2086 nucleotides long. RefSeq lists its product as uncharacterized. Lineage: Eukaryota; Metazoa; Porifera; Calcarea; Leucosolenida; Sycettidae. The record is from RefSeq and is a predicted model, not a curated record. Bases 423 to 1280 code for a protein of 285 amino acids. The transcript is spliced from 3 exons.